AUGGAGAAGCUCGAGACGAAGCUGAAACAGUUGAACCUAGGAGUCCUUCGAACGAAGAAUAUCUUGGACUCAGGUAAGAGAGAAUCAAUUAAGCAGCAUCUCGAUGCGCUACGUGAGACUGUUUGGGAAUCAAACGAACUUAAACGAGCUGCUGAAGCGGCAAAAAUUGAACUAGGCGAAAGCGUCGAGAAAAUUAAUGAUUGGAACAAUGAGAUUGACGCUAAGAUUGAACUGGCGGACGUUGAAAUUGAUCAGUUAGAGAGUUGGCUUGCGGAAAAGGAACGUUCCGAGCAUCUCGUAGCGCAAGAGAAGCAGUUUAAUGUUGAGUUAAAACUGCAUGAAAAACGCAUGAAAAUGAAGGCUGAACUUGAACUAAGUAAGACCGCAACGGAAGUUCAGGAAUGCGCUGGAUUUAAGACAGCUAAAUUACCCAAGUUAGAAAUAUCAAAGUUCGAGGGGUUCGAUUAUGGAUUGGCCUAGGUUCUGGGGGCAGUUUGAUGAAGCAAUAGGAAAAAGUUCAAUCGCACCUAUCAGUAAAUUUACCUACUUGCGCGAGCUGCUUGGGCCCAAAGUAAAACGCUGUGUUGAAGCCCUUCCGUUUACACCAGAGGGUUAUAAUCGAGCCAAGGCAAUCCUGAAAGACAAAUACGGUAAAGAGUCCGAAAUAGUGAACAGUUACGUCAAAGAAAUACUAGAAUUGCCCCAUAUUACAACAGCAAAUCCACGUAAAAUCGCCAAAUUUAGCAAAAAACUGUCUUACUGUGUUCAAGCGCUAGAAACCAUGAAAAGGCUUGAUUCUGUGCAGGGAAAUGUAUCAAUGACCCUCGAGAAAUUAGUCGCAAUUAGGGGAGACUUAGUUCGCACUGACGCUGAGUGGGAAUCCUGGGAUUUUGUAAAGUUAACCGAAGCUCUGCGCCAUUGGGUGAAACGUAACCCAGUCGUAUCUAAUGACAGAGAGCGUGAAGAGAACACUCGCGAUCAUAGAAAAUUAUUUAAUGCGCGGGGCGAAGAAGUUAAGCUAAGGGGCUGUGUGUAUUGUGUGGACACUGGUCACAAAGCGACGCAGUGCGAAAAGGUCAUCGACACAAGCGAACGCAAGAAAAUCCUUGCAAGAAGGGGUUUGUGUUUUAAUUGCGUGACGAGAACACAUCGUGCGACAGAAUGUUCAAGCAAAGCAUCCUGUCAACACUGCAAUAAACGUCACCACUCCUCAAUUUGCGACCAACGUCAACAAAACGCCGAAGGGGAGCACAAACUGAUGACAGACGGUGUCAGCGGUGAUGGUGUUUUCCUGGUAGUCGUAGUAACAGUAAACGGUGUAAAGUGUCGUGUACUAAUUGAUUCUGGCGCCGGCGGGUCGUAUGCCUCAGCCAAGCUGAUUAAGAUGAUUGAUAGUAAACCGAUUGAAUCCAGAGUACAACGUGUUGACAUGCUCCUAGACUCGAAGGCAACCCGGAUGGAAUUUUACGACACGGAAGUACGCGCCUUAGAAGGAAAUUUCAAAAUGAAUGUGAGAAUGGCCAAAGUGGAAACACCAGAACUAUUAACUAUUAAUAACCCGAACUAUGAGAAGCUAAUUUGUGAUUAUAACCACCUUGGGAACGUUGUCAUUGAUGAUUGUGAUACGAAAGAUAGAUUGCCCAUUCAUUUAGUGCUCGGUAACGGCGAGUACGCACAAAUCAAAACAAGCACGAAGCCUGUUAUCGGCGGCGACCACGAACCGGUGGCGGAGAAAACGAAGUUGGGCUGGUUCAUCAUGAGUCCCGGAAUCGAUUUCGACCACA
Molecule: messenger RNA, 1784 nt
Organism: Paramuricea clavata
Lineage: Eukaryota; Metazoa; Cnidaria; Anthozoa; Malacalcyonacea; Plexauridae
Source: the annotation of a GenBank genome assembly